Molecule: messenger RNA, 4419 nt
Organism: Arvicola amphibius (Eurasian water vole)
Lineage: Eukaryota; Metazoa; Chordata; Mammalia; Rodentia; Cricetidae
Gene: Ptprt
Product: protein tyrosine phosphatase receptor type T
Exons: 32
Coding region: 1-4419 (1472 amino acids)
Biological process (GO): protein dephosphorylation
Cellular component (GO): membrane
Molecular function (GO): protein tyrosine phosphatase activity; protein binding
Source: RefSeq, a predicted model, not a curated record
AUGGGGACAAAUGGGUGUUUGGAGGGGGGCAGGGUGCUGAACACCACGGAGACAACACAGGGACGAGAUGGACUAGAAUGGGAAUGGGUGUGGACCACGAGCCAGGAGGCCACAGCAGGCUCAGGUGGCUGUUCCUUUGAUGAGCACUACAGCAACUGUGGGUAUAGCGUGGCUCUGGGCACCAAUGGGUUUACCUGGGAGCAGAUUAACACAUGGGAGAAGCCAAUGCUGGACCCAGCUGUGCCUACAGGCUCCUUCAUGAUGGUGAACAGCUCCGGAAGGGCUUCUGGCCAGAAAGCGCAUCUUCUUCUGCCGACACUGAAGGAGAAUGACACCCACUGCAUUGAUUUCCACUACUACUUCUCCAGCCGAGAUCGCUCCAGCCCGGGAGCCUUGAAUGUCUACGUGAAGGUGAACGGUGGUCCCCAAGGGAACCCUGUCUGGAAUGUGUCUGGGGUUGUCACCGAGGGCUGGGUGAAGGCAGAGCUUGCCAUCAGCACCUUCUGGCCUCAUUUCUACCAGGUGAUAUUUGAAUCCGUCUCUUUGAAGGGUCAUCCUGGUUACAUCGCUGUGGACGAGGUCCGGGUCCUUGCUCAUCCAUGCAGGAAAGCACCUCAUUUCCUGCGACUCCAGAACGUUGAGGUGAAUGUUGGUCAGAACGCCACGUUUCAGUGCAUUGCUGGUGGGAAGUGGUCUCAGCACGACAAGCUUUGGCUUCAGCAAUGGAAUGGCAGAGACACGGCCCUCAUGGUCACUCGUGUGGUCAACCACAGGCGCUUCUCGGCCACGGUCAGUGUGGCAGACACCUCUCAACGCAGCGUCUCCAAGUAUCGCUGUGUAAUCCGCUCAGAUGGUGGGUCCGGCGUGUCCAACUACGCAGAGCUGAUCGUGAAAGAGCCUCCCACGCCCAUUGCUCCCCCAGAACUGCUGGCGGUGGGGGCCACCUACCUGUGGAUUAAGCCAAAUGCCAACUCCAUUAUUGGGGAUGGCCCCAUCAUUCUGAAGGAAGUGGAAUACCGCACUACCACGGGCACCUGGGCCGAGACCCACAUCGUGGACUCUCCCAACUACAAGCUCUGGCAUCUGGACCCUGAUGUGGAGUAUGAGAUCCGGGUGCUGCUCACACGGCCAGGCGAGGGAGGCACAGGACCACCAGGGCCUCCUCUUACCACCAGGACCAAGUGUGCAGAUCCUGUGCACGGCCCUCAGAAUGUGGAGAUUGUGGACAUUCGGGCCAGGCAGCUGACCCUGCAGUGGGAGCCCUUUGGCUACGCAGUGACCCGCUGCCACAGUUACAACCUCACGGUGCAGUACCAGUACGUGUUCAACCAGCAGCAGUACGAGGCUGAGGAGGUGAUCCAGACCUCUUCCCACUACACCCUGCGGGGUCUGCGGCCCUUCAUGACCAUCAGACUGCGGCUACUGCUCUCCAACCCUGAGGGCCGGAUGGAGAGUGAGGAGCUGGUGGUGCAGACCGAGGAAGAUGUUCCAGGAGCUGUUCCUCUUGAGUCCAUCCAGGGAGGGCCCUUUGAGGAGAAAAUCUACAUCCAGUGGAAACCUCCCAAUGAAACCAAUGGCGUCAUCACACUCUAUGAGAUUAACUACAAGGCUGUUGGCUCACUGGAUCCAAACGCCGACCUGUCCAGCCAGAGGGGGAAAGUAUUCAAACUCCGGAAUGAAACCCACCACCUCUUUGUGGGUCUGUACCCAGGAACCACCUACUCCUUCACCAUCAAGGCCAGCACAGCCAAGGGCUUUGGACCCCCUGUCACCACUCGGAUCGCCACCAAGAUCUCAGCUCCAUCGAUGCCUGAAUACGAUGCAGAUACACCACUUAAUGAAACAGAAACGACCAUCACAGUGAUGCUCAAACCUGCCCAGUCUCGGGGAGCCCCUGUCAGUGUUUACCAGCUGGUGGUCAAGGAGGAGCGACUUCAGAAAUCCCGGAGAGCAGCUGACAUCAUCGAGUGUUUCUCUGUACCUGUGAGCUACCGGAACGCCUCCAACCUCGAUUCUCUCCACUACUUUGCUGCUGAGUUGAAGCCCUCCAACCUGCCUGUCACGCAGCCAUUUACAGUAGGAGACAACAAGACAUACAAUGGCUACUGGAACCCUCCCCUCUCCCCAUUGAAGAGCUACAGCAUCUACUUCCAGGCACUCAGCAAAGCAAAUGGAGAGACAAAAAUCAACUGUGUGCGUCUGGCUACAAAAGGUGCUUCCACCCAGAAUUCGAACACUGUGGAGCCAGAGAAGCAGGUAGACAACACGGUGAAGAUGGCAGGUGUGAUCGCUGGUCUCCUCAUGUUCAUCAUCAUCCUCCUGGGUGUGAUGCUGACCAUCAAAAGGAGAAGAAAUGCUUAUUCCUACUCCUAUUACUUGAAGCUGGCUAAGAAGCAGAAGGAGACACAGAGCGGAGCCCAGAGGGAGAUGGGCCCCGUGGCCUCAGCUGACAAGCCCACCACCAAGCUCAGCACCAACCGCAAUGAUGAAGGCUUCUCCUCCAGUUCUCAGGAUGUUAAUGGAUUCAACAGCAGUCGUGGGGAGCUGUCCCAGCCUACCCUCACCAUUCAGACUCACCCCUACCGGACCUGUGACCCUGUGGAGAUGAGCUACCCCCGGGACCAGUUCCAGCCUGCCAUCCGAGUAGCCGACCUGCUUCAACACAUCACUCAGAUGAAGCGAGGCCAGGGCUACGGCUUCAAGGAGGAAUACGAGGCCUUACCAGAAGGACAGACAGCUUCGUGGGACACAGCCAAGGAAGAUGAAAACCGCAAUAAGAAUCGAUAUGGAAACAUCAUAUCCUAUGACCACUCCCGGGUGAGGCUGUUGGUGCUGGAUGGAGACCCCCACUCUGACUACAUCAAUGCCAACUACAUCGAUGGGUACCACCGUCCCCGGCACUACAUUGCAACCCAAGGUCCAAUGCAAGAGACUGUGAAGGACUUUUGGAGAAUGAUCUGGCAGGAAAACUCUGCCAGCAUCGUCAUGGUCACAAACCUCGUGGAAGUGGGCAGGCACCCAGCGGAACACACUGUGGGAAAUGCCACGCUAGGCCGUGCGUCGUCCCCCGGAAUGGUAAAGUGUGUGCGAUACUGGCCAGAUGACACAGAGGUCUAUGGAGACAUUAAAGUCACCCUAAUUGAAACAGAGCCCCUGGCAGAAUAUGUCAUCCGCACCUUCACAGUCCAGAAGAAAGGCUACCAUGAGAUCCGGGAGCUCCGCCUCUUCCACUUCACCAGCUGGCCUGACCAUGGUGUUCCCUGCUAUGCCACAGGCCUUCUGGGCUUUGUCCGCCAGGUCAAGUUCCUCAACCCCCCAGAAGCCGGGCCCAUAGUGGUCCACUGCAGUGCUGGAGCCGGGAGGACUGGCUGCUUCAUUGCCAUUGACACCAUGCUCGACAUGGCUGAGAAUGAAGGGGUGGUGGACAUUUUCAACUGCGUGCGUGAGCUGCGGGCACAGAGAGUCAACCUGGUGCAAACAGAGGAGCAGUAUGUGUUCGUGCAUGAUGCCAUCCUGGAAGCAUGCCUCUGUGGCAACACCGCCAUCCCUGUGUGUGAGUUCCGCUCUCUCUACUACAACAUCAGCAGGCUGGACCCCCAGACUAACUCCAGCCAGAUCAAAGAUGAGUUUCAGACACUCAACAUUGUGACACCCCGAGUGCGGCCUGAGGACUGCAGCAUCGGACUCCUACCCCGGAACCAUGAUAAGAAUCGAAGCAUGGAUGUCCUGCCCCUGGACCGCUGCCUGCCCUUCCUCAUUUCAGUGGAUGGAGAGUCCAGCAAUUACAUCAAUGCAGCACUGAUGGAUAGUCACAAGCAACCUGCCGCCUUUGUGGUCACCCAGCACCCUCUCCCCAACACUGUGGCAGACUUCUGGAGACUGGUGUUCGAUUAUAAUUGCUCCUCUGUGGUGAUGCUGAACGAGAUGGACACUGCUCAGCUUUGUAUGCAAUACUGGCCUGAGAAGACCUCCGGGUGUUACGGUCCCAUCCAGGUGGAGUUUGUCUCCGCAGACAUUGAUGAGGACAUCAUCCACAGAAUCUUCCGUAUCUGUAACAUGGCUCGGCCACAGGAUGGUUACCGUAUCGUCCAGCAUCUUCAGUAUAUUGGCUGGCCUGCAUACCGGGACACACCCCCUUCCAAGCGCUCUCUGCUCAAGGUGGUCCGACGGCUGGAGAAGUGGCAGGAGCAGUACGAUGGGAGAGAGGGACGCACUGUGGUCCACUGCCUAAAUGGAGGCGGCCGCAGCGGAACCUUCUGUGCUAUCUGCAGUGUGUGCGAGAUGAUCCAACAGCAGAACAUCAUCGACGUGUUCCACAUCGUGAAAACACUGCGCAACAACAAGUCCAACAUGGUGGAGACACUGGAACAGUAUAAAUUUGUAUAUGAGGUGGCGCUGGAAUAUUUAAGCUCCUUUUAG